GAACGCCCGCCGUAGCAGCAGCCGGCCAGCCGCAGCUCGCUAGGGUUUCCACCUCCGCCGAGCCGCGGACGUGGCCGAGUUCAAGUCUUUGGCGUCCUCCCUCCCUGCACAACCGCUCCGCGCCCGCGCUACCGUCCCAGCGCCGCCGCCAGCUUCUCAAGCCUCACGCGCACGCUCGCUCGCUCAGGCAGCCGGCAGGGUCUCGCGAACGAGCCAUGGCGAAGGAGGAUCUGGCCGUGGAGGCCGGCGAGAAGCAGGAGCCGGCGCGGCGCCUGGCGUCGACGUUCGCGGAGCUGGGCAUCUGCAAGGAGCUGGUGGAGGCGUGCGACCUCAUGGGGUGGAAGGAGCCCACCAGGAUCCAGGCCGAGGCCAUCCCUCACGCCCUCCAAGGGAAGGACCUGAUCGCGCUGGCGCAGACGGGGUCGGGGAAGACGGGCGCGUUCGCGCUGCCCAUCCUGCAGGAGCUGCUCGAGAACCGCGACGUGCAGCAUUCUUUCUUCGCUUGCGUGCUGUCACCGACGAGGGAGCUGGCGAUUCAGAUUGCGGAGCAGUUUGAGGCGCUCGGAGCAGCUAUUGGUUUGCGAUGCUCAGUGCUUGUUGGGGGAGUGGAUCGGAUGCAGCAGGUGUUAUCCAUUGGAAAACGUCCUCAUAUUGUGGUUGGAACUCCUGGCCGUCUUUUGGACCAUUUGACAGAUACAAAAGGUUUUAGCCUUAGGAAAAUCAAGUAUUUGGUAUUGGAUGAAGCUGAUAAAUUACUUAAUGUGGAGUUCGAGAAAGCCCUUGAUGACAUUCUAAAAGAGAUACCUAAAGACAGGAGAACUUUCCUGUUUUCAGCGACCAUGACCAAAAAGGUAAAUAAACUGCAACGGGCUUGUCUCAGGAAUCCUGCUAAGGUUGAAGCGUCCUCAAAAUAUUCUACAGUAGAUUCGCUUAAACAAGAGUUCUAUUUUGUUCCUGCAGAUUACAAGGAUUGUUAUCUUCUUCAUGUUCUGAAUGAGAGGCGAGAGAGCAUGAUCAUGAUCUUUGUGCGCACCUGUGAAUCUACUAGGCUCCUUGCUCUCAUGCUAAGGAAUCUUGGUUUGAAAGCUAUGUCUAUCAGUGGCCAAAUGAGUCAGGAUAAGAGGCUGGGUGCUUUAAACAGGUUCAAAGCGAAAGAUUGCAAUAUCCUUAUUUGCACUGACGUGGCAAGUCGUGGUCUUGACAUUCAAGGAGUCGAUAUGGUCAUCAACUACGAUAUUCCAAUGAAUUCUAAGGAUUAUGUUCAUCGGGUGGGUAGGACUGCACGUGCAGGGAGAUCAGGAUAUGCUGUAUCUUUGGUGAAUCAAUAUGAAGCCCAGUGGUUUGUGCUGAUUGAGCAGCUACUUGGCAAGAAAAUUGACCAGUGUAAGGUGGACCCAGAUGAAAUUAUGAUACUUAAAGAGCCCAUAUCAGAUGCAAAGAGAAUUGCUCUAACGAAAAUGAAGGAUUCCGGUGGCCACAAGAAGCGGAGAAAGGUGGGAGAUGAUGAUGACGAGGUAGAAGACCAUGCUCAUUCUAAAAGAUCGAAACCCUUCAAGAAAUCUAACAGACGAUGAAAGCUCUGGACUUUGCCCUGCUGAGUUAGAAUCCAUGUGUACAGCUCCUCGAAUGUUAGUCCAUUUUGUGUGACUGUUUCAGUGCCAACCCUGUGGAUUUGCAGUGAUGUACCUGCAAGUCGCCCAAUUUUGUCGUCAUAAACCAUGUUAUUGCAAGAAAAGAAAACCAGUUAUAUUUAUUCA
Messenger RNA from Panicum hallii, 1757 nucleotides. RefSeq names its product DEAD-box ATP-dependent RNA helicase 10. Gene Ontology annotation, molecular function: nucleic acid binding; ATP binding; RNA helicase activity. The record is from RefSeq and is a predicted model, not a curated record. Lineage: Eukaryota; Viridiplantae; Streptophyta; Magnoliopsida; Poales; Poaceae. Bases 216 to 1574 code for a protein of 452 amino acids. The transcript is spliced from 13 exons.